This is a messenger RNA of Micropterus salmoides (largemouth bass), 2774 nucleotides long. RefSeq names its product insulin-like growth factor-binding protein 2-B. Gene Ontology annotation, cellular component: extracellular region. The coding region runs from base 70 to 882 and encodes 270 amino acids. Gene Ontology annotation, molecular function: insulin-like growth factor I binding; insulin-like growth factor II binding. Gene Ontology annotation, biological process: regulation of insulin-like growth factor receptor signaling pathway. The transcript is spliced from 4 exons. The record is from RefSeq and is a predicted model, not a curated record. NCBI's taxonomy places the organism in Eukaryota, Metazoa, Chordata, Actinopteri, Centrarchiformes, Centrarchidae.
UUCAUUCUGUUAUCUUCCAAGGUUCACUUUGACUUCCAGUAGUCACUAAUAAACCUAGAAAACGAUAGAAUGGUCACAUACUUGACUUAUGGGUUGCUGUUUGCAUACUUUACCUUGCCUGGAAUCUUACUUGGGGAUUUGGCUUUUCGAUGCCCAAGCUGUACCGCGGAGCAUCAAGAUGCGUGUCCCAGAGUCCCAGCAGUAUGUACAGAAAUAGUGAGGGAGCCGGGCUGCGGCUGCUGUCCAGUGUGUGCCAGGCAGGAGGGGGAGCUUUGUGGCGUCUACACACCAAGGUGCUCCAGUGGCCAAAGGUGCUACCCGAGCACGGAGGCUGAAUUACCUUUGCAACAGCUCAUCCAGGGUUUAGGACGAUGUGGACAAAAAGUGAACUCGGAUGUCACUACGAGUCUGGAACACCAUGCUACAAAUGAAGUGCGCGGGACUGAGAGUCCCCUCGCCAAAAGACCUGCCCUUGAUGCUUGGUUUUGGCAGGAGUCCGCCAUGAAACAACACCAGAAUGAGCGCAAAACCAAGAUGAAGACAAAUCAGCUAGAAGACCCUCAAGCCCAGAUUAGGCCUCAGAGCGCCUGUCAGCAAGAGCUGAACAAGGUCUUAGAGGAGAUCUCCAAAAUGACCUCUGAGGAUAACAGAGGCCCGCUGGAGAACCUGUAUGGGCUCAAAUUUCCAAACUGUGACAAACAUGGACUGUAUAACCCCAAACAGUGCAACAUGUCCACCCACGGCCAGCGGGGUGAGUGCUGGUGCGUUGACCCCUUAACCGGGGUCCAGAUUCCAGCGACGCCUAAAGUAAGAGGGGAUCCCAACUGUAACCAGUUUCAGGAGAAGCUCAGAGCGAUGCCCACCGAAGCUACGCCUCACUAGCACUGACCAGAACAUCUGACGACGGGGUGGGGUUUUCUUCAAGAUUCAAAAUCUGGAAGGAUUUUUCCAUCAGUAGGCUUAUUCUAACAACAUGUAAAGACAUCCCUAUAUUUGAAGGCUUUGACUCUUAUAAUUGACACUCUGUUUAAAGUGUCUGUCCACAAAUCCCACAAAAAAACUUCUCUAGCUUGUUUUUUUUAGUUAGUAAUGUCUUGAAACAGCUGGCCACUGUAGUUUUAGCAAAUGUAGUAAAUAGCUCUUUUUUUUUUUUGUAGAUACUGAUUAUUACACACACUGCAAAAGAUUAAUUAUCUCAAUUUAAGACAAAAUAUACUUGCUUUUUGUCUGACAAGAUAUUUCUUCUUACCAGGCGGCUUUGAUGUUAGAGAAUUGCACUUGUUUAGCAAGUAGCAAGUGAAAUAUUCUUGUUCUGUUGGCAGAUAAUGCCUAUUUUAAGUAAUAUUUUUUAAUGCUUUUUUUUUGAGAGCUCAGUUUUUGCAGUGCAUUUGAGGUGCUAGGAAGUAUUUAUGGACAGUUUAUGUCGGAUUGACUCAAACUACAGAGCUCUUCCUCAUUGUAACUACGACACAUGCCACACAGUCCAUCAACAGAGGAAGACGUUGUAUCAGGCUUAAGUUACACAGACAAUACCAGCCAGUAGGAUCUACUCAUUUUUGCUUUGUGGGAUUUGUGGACAUAAGAAUAUACUGUAUAUAAAGAAUAUUGCCAGCUCUAUCAUUUAAAGCUGCAUUCAUUGAUUUUUUGGGAGCAGAACAAGCUGACACAAUUACCUCAUGGUGUAUGUGUCCUCAAACAACUGCCCAUUCCAGCAGACAUGCAGCAACAUUAGGAUCCAUUCGGAGUUGUUUUUUUGUCCUCUUGACAAAAGUAAGUCCUAUGUUCAUUUUUGUUUUAACUUCGUUUUGAUCUCCAUCAACUCUUGAGAAAGAUAUCUGGCUUUUUAGCUGUUAAAAAAGCUAGUCGCUUACUUUGUCUGCUGUUUGGUGCGGCUAGCAUACAGUCAGUUUGAUCAGAGCUAUUCGGCUGACAACUGCUGCCUGCUGUGGCUGGAAGCAAGGUUAAUGAGAGCAGUGAGACUGCACCCAAACAGUAAAGUUGUGGCCUACAAUGUCAUUGUUACACGAACCAAUAAAUAAAAAUGUUUCAUACACUCAUUAUUAUCUUCACAUGUGAAUAAGUUGUAAUGUAUUUAAGACAUAAUUCUAUGUAAUUUCAUGAUUUCUUAAAAAGAAAAACUGUGGAAGGAACUAUGUGUUCACAUUUGAAUGCUCACGUUUACACAGUGUUACUGGAUCUCUUCUAGCCUCAGUCUGGGGAAACUCAUGCCAGAUUUGAUGCUCUGCCAAUGAUGGAGCGAGGACGUAUACUUUAGACAUCAGACCGUCUCUAGUUUUCUUGAGCUGAGGUGAAAGACUUACAGGCGCUCCUUGGAAUCCUGGAGAUGUCUACACGCAAUCUAGAAGCCUUUUUAGUGCCAACACGUUUAACCUUGUUUUCAUGAGUAAAUACUUUACAAGCAGGUAAUUCAAAGUUGCAUCACACUCAUACGUUUCACUGAUUAUAUCUUGUAAAAUGUCCCUGUUGAUUCACCGUUGCUCUCCACUGUGUUAGCUAUUUUGCUCUGACAUUCAGCGAGAAGGAGUCUGAAGUUGUUUGUUCUCUGUAUUGCCAUUUUCAUGACGUUUCCCAGUAAACACAUCAUGUCAAUUUAACUCUAAAUGUAAAAUCUGACACCAUCCAAGUGUUUCCACGAAUCCACACCCAGCUGCAAAGAGCUGUUGUUGUUUGUCAGCAGUUUUCCUAUCAGCACUUGUCAACUCCAAAUAAGUGUCACAAAAUAAAAAUUGCACUUACAGUAAUAACGCUGGAAA